Messenger RNA from Camellia sinensis, 2772 nucleotides. NCBI's taxonomy places the organism in Eukaryota, Viridiplantae, Streptophyta, Magnoliopsida, Ericales, Theaceae. The record is from RefSeq and is a predicted model, not a curated record.
CUGAGCUCAGAUGAUAAUUCUCCGAGGACAUGCUCUAGUGACAGUAGCAACAGCUCUGUUUCGGUCAACGAUUUCAUCGAUCAGUCCAGUUGGAUUCGGGAGAAAUUCAAACCCUCUUAUUAUGAUGAGUACACAUUCGAGUCCAUCAUGCAGUCAAUCAGUUCUCCAAAUGGCUCGGGAGACGGGUCAGUUGACUCUCUUCCAUUUCAGAUUUCAUCAGAAGCAAAAUUUGGAGAGUUAGUCCCAACUACAGAUUAUGUGAACUAUAGAUCGGAAAGUACUUGGAAGGUUUGGGAGGGUGCAGAACAGAACCAGGGGGACCAUCCGCCCCACGGGUCGAGGGAAAAGAAAACGCACAAUCGAGAAGACGCCGAUUACACAGACGGUGCUGGCCGGAGUAACAAGCAAUUGGCUAGCUUUGCUGAAGAGGCCGAUGAUCAAUUGUACGAUAAGGUGUUACUCUGUCCUCGCUUGAAUCCUCAUUUGCAUCAAGACGAGCCCUUGCACUUUCUAUGCACCGAGCACGAUGAUGAUGAUGCCUCAUCGAUUGUGGCAGGCAGGAAAUCACCGCAGAAUGGGGUGGCAGCAAAAGGAGCGAACGGAGGAGGAAGGGGGCGAGGCAAAAAACAGGGCAACAAGAAGGAAGUGAUCGAUUUGCGGACUCUGCUAUCUCAGUGUGCACAAGCUGUUGCGAACGCAGACAUCAGGAAUGCUAAUGAACUCCUGAAUCGGAUCAGGCAACAUGCUUCACCAACCGGCGAUGGCACCGAAAGGUUGGCCUAUUACUUCGCCAACGCGCUCGAGGCCCGCUUGGCUGGCACCGGGACAUCAUUGUAUGCCGCUUUUAAGACCAAGAGGAUAUCAGUUGCUGAUAUCUUGAAAGGUUACCAAGUCUUUAUGAAGGCAUGCCCUUUCAACAAGAUGUCCAAUAUGUUUGCCAACAAAUCAAUUGCGGCACUGGUUCAUGCAAAACAGACGCUUCACAUAAUUGAUUUCGGUGUCCUUUAUGGGUUCCAAUGGCCCUGCCUCAUCCAGCAUUUCUCCGUUAGGGAAGGCGGGCCUCCGAAGAAGCUCCGAUUUACUGGAAUUGACUUUCCACAACCGGGUUUUCGGCCAAAAGAAAGGGUCGAGGAAACAGGACGUCGGCUAGCGAUUUACUGCAAGAGAUUUAAUGUCCCAUUUGAGUACACUGCAAUAGCCAAGAAAUGGAGCACUAUCGAACUUGAGGAGCUCAACAUCGAUAGAGACGAAGUACUUGUUGUGAAUUGUUUGUACCGGCUAAGAAACGUACCCGAUGAGACGGUUGUCGAGAGCAGUCCGCGUGAUGCUGUUCUCAACUUGGUGAAGAGGAUCAAUCCGGAUAUGUUCAUCCAUGGAGUUAUCAACGGGACAUACAACGCACCCUUUUUUGUAACCCGAUUUAGGGAGGCACUUUUCCACUUCUCCGCAGGAUUUGAUGUGUUUGAGACCACUUUACCACGCGAAGAUCAGGGUAGGAUGUUGUAUGAGAAGGAGAUCCUUGGAAGGGAUGUUAUGAACGUCAUAGCGUGUGAAGGUACAGAGAGGGUUGAGAGGCCGGAGACAUACAAGCAGUGGCAAGUUAGGAAUACGCGAGCCGGGUUCAGGCAGCUACAGCUGAACAAGGAGCUCGUGACUUCUCUUUGUUUUCUUCUUCAGAUCCAUCGCCCAAAUCACACAAUCAGAUCGGAUCUAUAUAUAUAUAUAUAUAUAAAAAUUCUUGGUAAAUCCAUACCAAAUUUUUGUCCUAAUCGUGUCUUGUUUUGAGGUGUUCUGAACCCAUAAAUCAAAAUUCGAUCUUUUUUUCUUGAAAUUCUCGGAUAGGAUGUCCAUGGAAGCACUCAUCCAAAGAUUUACUGGUUCAUUUCUGGACCGAAAUCAUCAUACCUACCCGGAUCUUCCUUUCAAUUUGGUUGAUGGGGACGCAAUUCAUGCGUCCCCUUCCCCGCCGACAUCGGUUGUCAGCUCGGAAGGCGAUGCAGGCGAGGAAGGCGAUUUCUCGGAUGCAACGCUUAAGCUGAUCAGCCAGAUGCUCAUGGAAGAUGGGUUGGAGAACAAACCUUGUAUGUACCAAGACUGCUUGGCUCUCCAAGCUACCGAGAAAUCGUUCUAUGACGUUCUCGGCAAACAGUACCCGCCUCAUCUGAGCUCAGAUGAUAAUUCUCCGAGGACAUGCUCUAGUGACAGUAGCAACAGCUCUGUUUCGGUCAACGAUUUCAUCGAUCAGUCCAGUUGGAUUCGGGAGAAAUUCAAACCCUCUUAUUAUGAUGAGUACACAUUCGAGUCCAUCAUGCAGUCAAUCAGUUCUCCAAAUGGCUCGGGAGACGGGUCAGUUGACUCUCUUCCAUUUCAGAUUUCAUCAGAAGCAAAAUUUGGAGAGUUAGUCCCAACUACAGAUUAUGUGAACUAUAGAUCGGAAAGUACUUGGAAGGUUUUGGAGGGUGCAGAACAGAACCAGGGGGACCAUCCGCCCCACGGGUCGAGGGAAAAGAAAACGCACAAUCGAGAAGACGCCGAUUACACAGACGGUGCUGGCCGGAGUAACAAGCAAUUGGCUAGUUUUGCUGAAGAGGCCGAUGAUCAAUUGUACGAUAAGGUGUUACUCUGUCCUCGCUUGAAUCCUCAUUUGCAUCAAGACGAGCCCUUGCACUUUCUAUGCACCGAGCACGAUGAUGAUGAUGCCUCAUCGAUUGUGGCAGGCAGGAAAUCACCGCAGAAUGGGGUGGCAGCAAAAGGAGCGAACGGAGGAGGAAG